Molecule: messenger RNA, 573 nt
Organism: Rodentolepis nana
Lineage: Eukaryota; Metazoa; Platyhelminthes; Cestoda; Cyclophyllidea; Hymenolepididae
Source: the annotation of a GenBank genome assembly
AUGUUGUCUAAUGAAGAUCAAGAUCUACCGCAUACACAUCUUCAAUUCAUUGGAGAUCUACCAUGGAAUAAGUACCUAUGGCUUAUGACUCGAAUUUUUGUUGCUGAACUUAUUGGCUCAGCUCUUUUCAUCCUACCAUCAAAUAUCAUCCCUUCUCCAACGGGUUGCGAACCUCUGAUGGCAGGAAUAGCAAUGGGAGGCGUAUUUUAUGUCUCGAUCUGGAUAAUUUAUCCUAUUAGCGGUGGUCACAUCAAUCCCAUCAUUUCCUUGACAUCAUUUCUACAACAGAAUAUCAACCUGAGUCAUCUACUGGUCUACUGGCUUGCCCAGUUUGUGGGAGCUUUUCUGGCCAUGAUAAUUGGAUUGAAACUCACUCCCUUUGGACACCAUGGAACGAAAUUGCAUUUGAUACAACCAAUGCCUAGUGUUUCAGCAGGACACGCUUUUGUGGUUGAGCUUAUUACUGGAAGCAUUCUUGUCAUUGUGUACCUCUCUACGAUAGACCCAAAACGACCGAAGAAUUGGGGCCUAUCAACUGGACUUAAUAUGGUUCUACCCUUAAUGUCUGCCAUU